Messenger RNA from Trichosurus vulpecula (common brushtail), 1671 nucleotides. It is a transcript of the gene SLC13A2, whose product is annotated as solute carrier family 13 member 2. Gene Ontology annotation, biological process: monoatomic anion transmembrane transport. Gene Ontology annotation, cellular component: membrane. Lineage: Eukaryota; Metazoa; Chordata; Mammalia; Diprotodontia; Phalangeridae. The transcript has 11 exons. Gene Ontology annotation, molecular function: transmembrane transporter activity. The record is from RefSeq and is a predicted model, not a curated record. Bases 16 to 1671 code for a protein of 551 amino acids.
UACGCUAUCAUCCUCAUGGCGCUCUUGUGGUGCACAGAGACCCUGCCACUGGCAGUCACUGCCUUUUUGCCCCUCAUUUUCUUCCCCAUGAUGGCCAUCAUGGAUGCAACAGAGGUUUGCCUUGAGUACAUGAAAGACAGCAACAUCCUCUUCAUUGGGGGCCUCCUGGUGGCCAUAGCUGUUGAACACUGGAACCUGCAUAAACGCAUCGCUCUCCGGGUCCUCCUCCUCAUUGGUGUGAGGCCAACACUCUUGAUCCUAGGCUUCAUGAUCGUCACAGCAUUCCUCUCCAUGUGGAUCAGCAACACCGCCACCACAGCCAUGAUGGUGCCCAUUGCCCAUGCCGUCCUGGAGGAGCUGCACAAAACCCCAGAGCAGAAGGACGUGGAGGCAGGCAACGUCAACAUCUCCUUUGAGAUCCAAGAGCCUAAUUACCCUAUGACUGAGAAAGAACCACCAAAGCUGGGUGAGAAAAAUAGCAGCUCUGUCUUACCGCCAGUGCCACUGGAUUGCCAUCAGAAGGACAGGGAGCACCAUAAACUCUCCCAGGGCCUGAGCCUUUCUGUAUGCUAUGCUGCCAGCAUUGGGGGCAUAGCCACACUGACAGGCACCACUCCCAACCUCAUAUUACAGGGACAGAUCAACUCGAUCUUCCCAGAGAACCCCAGAGUGGUAAACUUUGCUUCCUGGUUCAGUUUUGGCUUCCCCACCAUGAUCCUCCUACUGCUGCUGUCCUGGUUGUGGCUCCAGAUCCUGUUCUUGGGAUUUAACUUCUGGAAGAACUUCAGCUGUGGAAGGCAGGUUCACGAACAAGAACGAGCAGCCUACCACGUCAUCCAGACUGAACAGAAGAAGCUGGGCCCCAUGAGCUUUGCUGAGAAAGCCGUCACCUUCCUGUUCAUCCUCCUAGUAGUGCUGUGGUUCACCCGAGAGCCCGGCUUCUUCCGUGGUUGGGGAAACCUGUUGUUUCCUAACCAUGAAGGGGAAAGUAUGGUCUCAGAUGGCACUGUGGCCUUCUUCAUCGGCAUCAUCCUGUUUUUCAUACCCUCAGAGCUCACUGGCUACUCCCAGCGGCAGGGCACCCAGGGAAAGUUCAAGGCCCCAGCCGCCCUCCUCGACUGGGAUACUGUGAAUAAGAAAAUGCCCUGGAAUAUUGUCUUCCUGCUGGGUGGAGGCUUCGCCCUGGCCAAGGGCAGUGAGGAAUCAGGCCUGUCCCAGUGGCUGGGAAACAAGCUGACACCGCUGCAAAGCAUCCCUUCUCCGGCCAUCGCCUUCAUUCUUUCUCUGCUUGUGGCUAUCUUCACCGAAUGCACCAGCAAUGUGGCCACCACCACCCUAUUUCUGCCCAUCCUUGCUUCCAUGGCCCAGGCCAUCUGCCUCAACCCCCUCUAUAUUAUGAUCCCCUGCACCCUGGCAUCCUCUCUAGCCUUCAUGCUUCCUGUGGCCACCCCACCUAAUGCCAUUGUCUUCUCCUUUGGGCAGCUCAAAGUGUGUGACAUGGCCAGAGCAGGAUUCAUACUCAAUAUCUUCGGAGUACUGGUCAUCUCACUGGCCAUCAACACAUGGGCCUACCCCAUCUUUGGACUAUACCAAUUCCCCAAAUGGGCCCAGUCCAACAUUACUUCUUGCAGAGUCAACGGCCAGUUCAACACAAGUUUGGUCUUCCCUUAA